UCAGGUGUCAGUUGAAAAUCCUGUUGGGUAACUCACUAGAACCUAGUUACUAUUCACAAAAAACUUUUUAUUUCGCUUACUUCUGGAAGAACAUAGUCGUCUUUAAACAAUGAAGGAGAUAGAAGAUUGGAUCUAAGGAACUCUCAAGUUUUCGGAUAUCACAUGUACAUUAUCAAUAUCGUUUGGGGCAAGCAGGCUGUGCAUUUACAGCCAGAAAUCAGAUUUCAUCUCUAACCCAUAUCCAUCAUAACAAGCCAUGGCUCCUAAUGCUCACAAUAUCAGUGCUACCACCAUAACACCCACUACAGCUUUUAACACCACCACAACCGCUGCCCCUGACUUCAUCACUCAGCUGCUCAACAAGAUCCCAUUGCCAAGAUGGGCUAUUUACGCUAUAGCGGCAGCUAUAGGUCUUGUCUUCUUAAUCUGCUUCUUCUGCAUUUGUAUCAAAUGCUGCUGCAAAGGAAAGAAGAAGAAAAACAAAGACGAGAAGAUCAAACUGGAUGGCAUGAAAGGCUCCACCACAGCAGCUCUGGUGCAGCCAGGCAUGGAGGAUCUGGAUUAUGGUUCGAAUAACAAGCCAAAGGGAAAGCUGCAGUAUUCUUUGGAAUACGAUUUUCCGAAUCAAGAGCUCAUUGCUGGAGUGAAGCAGGCAGCUGAGCUACUGGCCAUGGAUCUGGGUGGGACAUCGGAUCCUUACGUCAAGGUCUACAUGCUUCCAAACAAGUCAAAGACGUGGGAGACCAAAGUGUACAGAAAAACACUCAACCCCGUUUUUAAUGAGAGUUUCAAGUUUCAGACACCCCAGGCUGAGCUAAAUGAAUCGACUAUCGUGAUGCAAGUAUAUGACUUCAACAGAUUCAGCAAGCAUGACAUCAUUGGGGAAUUGAGAAUUCCACUCAACACAGUGGACUGGAAUCACGUAAUUGAAGAGUGGAUGGAGCUAAGUGCAGCAUCUAAAUCUGAGCACGAGGACCUUGGUGAGAUCUGCUUCUCCCUGCGGUACGUUCCCACAGCGAGCAAACUCACCGUUGUUAUUCUGGAAGCCAAGAACCUGAAGAAGAUGGAUGUUGGGGGGUUAUCAGAUCCGUAUAUCAAGAUCCAGCUUAUUUUGGAUAAGAAGAAGUGGAAGAAGAAGACGACAUCAGUGAAAAAGAAAACACUGAAUCCGUACUUCAAUGAAUCAUUCACUUUCGAAGUGUCCUUUAAACAAAUACAGAAAGUGCAGAUGGUCAUAUCUGUGUGGGACCAUGACAAGGUGAGCAAAAAUGAUGCAAUUGGCAAGAUCUUCUUGGGCUGCAGUGCAGCAGGCAACCAGCUUCGCCAUUGGUCUGACAUGCUGUCAAAUCCCAGGAGGCCCAUAGCCCAGUGGCACACGCUGCAGUCUGUGGAAGAAGUAGAUUCAGCCUUGGGAGUGAGCUAUAAAUUCAAAAUACCUUUAAUAAAUAAAACAUUUUAGAGACUGUCAUUUUAAUAGGACCCAACUUCCUUGGAUGUAUCUCAAAAUGCUAUGGACACAAAGCUACUGCAGAGUACACUGGACAUCAGGUCUGCACAGGACAGCAGUAAACCAAGACUGCCACUUCAAAAUGACUGAACAUGAAGCAGAGACUUAGAACUAACACUCCCAAAGGAAGUAAUAGAAGACAUGUUGUUCCUCUUUAAACCAGUCCAAAGUUUGAACUCUCUGUAUUAGGUGAAAAAAUCGAAAUGUUAUGAAACUAGCAAAAUACAUUUUCAAAGCAGUUAAAUUACUAAAUAUUCUGUUAAGCAAGCCUGUGUUACUAGACUCCCUAGACACUUUUUACUGAGGUAUGUAAUAUUCAGAUUUUGGUAAUGUGCAGGUGUACAACUUACCUUUACUGUCAGAGUAGGAACCUGAACAUUAGAUUGCUGGGAUAUUGUAUUAGUCGUUAUUAUACAUUUAGGAUAAAAUGUACUUCAAACACAUUAAAGGCACUUUAGAAAAUAAACCGUAAAUAUCACUCUGUCUUAAAAUAGAUUAUAAUAUAAAACUCUUUGGACCAUAUUUUCAAAGUGUUUGCUCCAGUCUUUAAUUAACUCCAAUUUUUUGAAAGACGACAAUUCAACAGUAACUGAGAAACAAAAAAAUUGAGAGUGUUCGAAAAACCUCCAAUUACAUGCCUUAGACAUUUGAUACUAGUUUUGUAAAGUUGAUAGGUGUUUUUCUACUUUAAAAAAUAGGAGUUAAUUAAAGACUGGAGCAAACGCUCUUUGAAACAUUAUAGAAAAGGUCACCCGAGUCAAAUAAUAAUUUGCACCACAAUAUGACUCCAUCCUCAAAAUACACAAAUUAGAAAACGUCACACAUUACGAGAGAAGGGGAACCUCCGAAGAGGGUACAAAUUUGCAAAAAAUAUAUAACCUUAGAAAUGUUCUAAAAAUGAUGCAUAUUACACUUGUAUUUUUGUAUUUAAUGAAUGAUUUGCAUAUAUUUUUAUCUCAAUCUUGGAUCUGAACUGGGGGGGGGCAUUAAAUCUAAAUGGGGUUUGGGGGGGCGGCGGCCUGAGAGCCCCCCCCAUUAGCGCCAGCCCUGCAUUCUACCUGAACUCUUGAAAAUUAUAAUAUAUAUAUAUAUCUUUUUUUUUUAUUUAUUAAAACUGUAGUCAUUAAUGGCACCUGUAUUUUAGAUCAUAGCCCUUAUUCAUUAUUGUCUCCAGUUUCUAUUUUCCUACUUAUGUUGAAGAUCUUGUAACUCUUAAUAGCAGCCUGGCUCUUUAGCACUAUAUUUGAAAUAUGUGUAGAAUAUAUAAUAACAUG
Molecule: messenger RNA, 2781 nt
Organism: Acipenser ruthenus (sterlet)
Lineage: Eukaryota; Metazoa; Chordata; Actinopteri; Acipenseriformes; Acipenseridae
Product: synaptotagmin-2-like
Exons: 9
Coding region: 257-1459 (400 amino acids)
Biological process (GO): synaptic vesicle endocytosis; cellular response to calcium ion; calcium ion-regulated exocytosis of neurotransmitter
Cellular component (GO): synaptic vesicle membrane; axon; dense core granule
Molecular function (GO): syntaxin binding; clathrin binding; calcium-dependent phospholipid binding
Source: RefSeq, a predicted model, not a curated record